AUGCCUUCCCCCAAGUCCGUCCUCUCCGCGUCUCUCCUCCUAUCCACCAGCUGGGCCACGAUGCUCGCUCCUCCACCGCCAGCUACAGCUACAUCCACCUCUCUCUUCACUCUUGCCAACACGACCGUCUCUACCGUUGGACCGACCGCCACGUCCAUCCAUUGUGACAUCACGUACUGCGUCAACGGCACGUCCUUCUGCCAUUUCUGGGCCGGCAUCAGCACAUGGUACAUGUCGGGGCCAUCGCCAGGAGAGCUGCGGACGACGGUGGGAAGUUGCAAGCUUGGAAAAGCGAGGAGGACGGCGUCUUGGGAGAAAAGAGAAUAA
Trichoderma asperellum CBS 433.97 is the source of this 327-nucleotide messenger RNA. Lineage: Eukaryota; Fungi; Ascomycota; Sordariomycetes; Hypocreales; Hypocreaceae. The record is from RefSeq and is a predicted model, not a curated record.